This is a messenger RNA of Drosophila novamexicana, 822 nucleotides long. Its product is annotated as lysozyme. Bases 92 to 577 code for a protein of 161 amino acids. Lineage: Eukaryota; Metazoa; Arthropoda; Insecta; Diptera; Drosophilidae. Gene Ontology annotation, molecular function: lysozyme activity. The record is from RefSeq and is a predicted model, not a curated record. The transcript is spliced from 3 exons.
GGGACGUCCCAGCGUUCGAUUCAACAGCAAUAUACGAAAACUAUACGCAUUUGUUUGGAAUUUUAAUAAAUAUUAAUAAUAAUAAUUCACAAUGACUGUCAAUAAAUUGUGCUGCACUUUAGCUACAGGUGCUAUCUUGUGCCUGGGCUUUGCGGUUCUGAUACAAGCGCAGGAUAAGCUGCUGAAUCAAGUGUGCCUGGGUUGCCUGUGCGAAGCCGUCAGCGGCUGUAAUCAGACACGUGCUUGCGGCGGUGGCGCCUGCGGCAUGUUUCACAUCACCAGGGCCUACUGGGCGGAUGGCGGCAAGCUGACCCUGAACAACGAAAGUCCCCAGUCGGAGGAGGCCUUUGCCAACUGCGUCAACGAACCCUAUUGCGCAGCUGACACCAUCCAGAACUACAUGACCAAGUUUGGACAGGAUUGCAAUGGCGAUGGCGUCGUCGAUUGCUACGAUUAUGCGGCCAUACACAAGCUGGGUGGCUAUGGCUGCAAGGGCGAACUGACCCAACAAUAUAAGACCUCUCUCGAUGAGUGUCUCAAGGCACACUUGAACAUUGAUGUGCGCAUCUUGCAUUAAGCUAUAUAAUCUACGGGCUUUUAUUUUCCUUAUUUACAUGCAGCUGUGAGCUGAAAUUUGCAUCUUGAAUCGUUUGAAGUGUGCAGGAACCCAUAUUUACAGAAAAACAAUUAUUUGUUUUAAUUUAAAGCUGACAAAAACACUACCAAAAGAGGCGCAACUGAAUGCCGAAAUGUGAAAUGAUAAUAAUUUAGAUAUGUUUUAUUAAAAACAGAGAAAAACGGCACAAUUUAACAAAAAGCUAC